Messenger RNA from Arachis ipaensis, 969 nucleotides. Lineage: Eukaryota; Viridiplantae; Streptophyta; Magnoliopsida; Fabales; Fabaceae. The record is from RefSeq and is a predicted model, not a curated record.
AGAUUGUUAUUCUAUCUCAAAUAUUUUGUAAAGGUUAUUAUAUUACUCAUAUACAUUAUACCUUAACCUUAAAUUCCUAAUUAAAAACCUAAUUCUACCCUAAAUUCACAAAACACACGCACAAACAGAAUGGGAAAGAAAGGAAACAGGGGAGCUCGAGGGGGGGAAAUAGAAAGGGAAAAGAAAGGAAGGGGAAGGAGGGAAGAUGGGGAAAAUGGAGAACAGGAAGGGAGACAGAGGACGAGGGAGAAGAAGAGAAGGGGAGGAACGACGCUAUGGAGCUUGGCGCCGCUGCCGAGCUGCUGUCGCAGAGAAGAAAGGGAGAGGCGAACGUAACCCACGGAGGAGAGGAAGGAACUGCCGUCGAGCCACGCCCCUUUGCCUUGUUCGUGUAUUGCCGUUGCUGUUCGCUGAGGGUGAGACGUGAAGAGAAGAUGCUGACCCGCACCAUCGUGCCUCGCUAUCUUCGUCGAGCUUUCAUCAUUGUCGCUCCCUAUUCCCGUUGCCAUCAGGGUUUGCUGCCGCUGCCAUUGGGAGUGACGCAGCAGAGGAGGAGUCGUUCCUCUUCCGCCGCUGUCGCCGGAGACCUUGGUUGCUACUGUUCAUAUGGAAUUGAUGCUGCUGCCGCCGUCUCAGUUGCGUUGAAAUCACCGCUGCAGUUGCCAGUUUAGACUAAGCAGGGAUUGUUGCGUUAAACUAUGCGAUUGCGACAUCGAGCGACAGGUUUGAAGACGCAAUUUAAAGCUGCGAGCGAUCAGUAGGCUUUCUUUAUGGUCUUAAUUGCUUUCAUUGAGUCCCCUCGCUAUUGUCCUUUGAGAUUUUAUUUUACAUAGAGGGGUAGGUUUAGUAUAUUGUAUUUGAGUUUUAUUUGGUCUCUUUUGUAUGAGAAUUAUUAUCAAUAAUAUUUAUGUGAUUAUUAUUAUUUGUGAAUGUUUGAAUUAUGACUUUAAUGAAAAAAAAAUUUUCUGG